This is a messenger RNA of Rhagoletis pomonella (apple maggot), 5167 nucleotides long. Its product is annotated as basic helix-loop-helix neural transcription factor TAP-like. Gene Ontology annotation, molecular function: protein dimerization activity. The transcript has a single exon. The record is from RefSeq and is a predicted model, not a curated record. The coding region runs from base 634 to 1995 and encodes 453 amino acids. NCBI's taxonomy places the organism in Eukaryota, Metazoa, Arthropoda, Insecta, Diptera, Tephritidae.
UGAUCGCGGCGCAACAAGCAUUAGUGCCGCUCGACAAAGUCAUCCUUCCGAUUGGUAGUCGCUCGCAAACUCGCUUCGCCGCUACAGCAUUGGGUGGGUUGUGUAAGGGUGGCGCGACUAUGAUAACCGGUAUUGUCAGCGACAUGCCACACACACGCACAGUAUGGACACACUAAGUGCUGCGCGAACAUUAUUACUGUAGUUAUUGUUGUAAGCUAGAGACCAACCCCCUGCGGUAAUCAGCAGGAUUUGAGAUGGCGCCGUCACGACCGCCACCAAUACGCAGAGGGUUGUACUGCUGAGAUGGUUCAUGAGCGCGCACCCGCUACAAUAUAUAUUCGAAGAGUUGUUGUGAUGGUCGAAUGAAUAUAAAACUAAUGAGUACCCUUCGAUGUGUGUUUAGUUGGUAAAGAAGCGCGCUACGGGAAACAACGCAAUAGAAAAACGAAAGAUCACACAAAAACAUAACAAAAUAUCGAUAUUCGCGUGCUAAAAAUGCCUACUAUGGAAAGUGAAACGUAAAGCACCGUUACUGGGUAGUUAAGUGAAUAAGUAUUGCGUGGCGCGCCGUGCUAGCGACAAGUGUCCAAACAAAGACUGUUGCAACAAAAAAAAAAAGUGUAAAACAGCAGAAUGUCUUCGUGUUAUAGCGGCUUCGAUGAUCGCUCUUUCGAAUUUGAAGACUCUUCAUACGACAGUGGUUACGAGAAAAGCUUCGAAACAGACUGCAAUGUAACGCCGCGUAAACUUUUCUUCGAUAAUGGCGCCGAUUGCUAUGCCGCCACCGCCGAUUCCCCACUUGCGGCCAGCUGUUACAAUACCAACGGCGUUGGAGCUCCAGUAGCCUCAUUUUCAGCGCUACUCGAUACGAGCAGUAAUCACAGCACACGCAGUGCGCGCACACUAGUCGAACAUGUGAUCAGCAAAGCGCCACCGCUGACGGAAUCCGAAUUCGCGCCCAAGCUAACAUCAACGCCGACAAAGAAUGCCGGUGGCGGCGCGGCCGAUGGCAAUGGUGAUCAACCAACUGAACCGCGCCCCAAGCGCAAAUAUGCCGUCGGCAAAAAUCGUGUAACGCGUUCGCGCAGCCCCACACAAGUGGUGCGCAUCAGAAAGUUUCGACGCAUGAAAGCCAACGAUCGUGAACGCAAUCGCAUGCAUAUGUUGAACGAUGCGUUGGAGCGGCUGCGCGUCACGCUGCCCUCACUGCCAGAGGAGACAAAGCUCACGAAGAUCGAGAUACUACGCUUCGCGCACAAUUACAUAUUCGCGCUCGAGCAGGUGCUGGAGAGUGGAGGCACAAUUAAUUUGGACCUGGAAAAGUUGCAGAAUUUCACGCUCAGCGGCGAACGCAUUACCAAGGAAUUAUUCGAUGCGAUUUUCGUCAAUCCUCAACCGUACACAAGCAUCUUUAGCAUGGGCUGCAGCAGCAGCUUUGCUGGACGCGUGCCAUAUCCGCAACAGGCAACGACGAUGAUGCCCACCGCAGGACACGCCUUCCUCGAGCAACAACAGCUGCUGCAACGCGGCCGUCCGCCGCAAGGUUAUGCCUACGGCAGUGAUGUGCGCCCCUAUAAUGUGCAGCAUGAAACGCAUAAUCCGGCAAUGCAUCCACAUUUUUCGCAGGAGAAGUAUGAAUUGUAUAGGAGUACCUUCGAAGCAGCAGCCAAUAUGCGACCCACAUCUGCCGCCAUCUGUGCGGAGGAGGCGAAACAAGCGCACAUCGUAGCGGCGGAUUGCCAAACGCAGAUGGCUUACAACCAGCGACCAACGAAUACCACGAACUGCUACCUGCCGGAGGAUCAGUUGACGGCGGUCAAUGCAGCAGCACCACCCAUGGUGCCUCAGCGCACGGCAAGAGUGCACGCGCAGGCGUCUAUGUUGCAUCAGAAUAGUAGUUUCUACACACAAACACCGCCUUGGAUGGAUUAUACCGAGGUGAUGGCGACGAACAGCGGCAACCACAGCGGUUUCGAGCAGUAUACGAGCGUAUAGCAGUGGCUGCUAGGAGCGCGUGUAGUGUGCAUUAAAACCGGGAGUAUUCGGGUAGCUUAAGUGAGUGAGUUGAAAGUCAUAGGUUUUUAGUUAGGUAUCAAGCAAGCUAUAGGUGCACUGAUGGUGAUAUUUCGAUUGAUUUUGGGUUGUAUGGAUGAUUUUGGGAUAGAGUACCUAGCCACAGCGCUGCGGUGGCGUUGGAUUCUGGAAGUCGCUAAGUUCGAUUUCGAAUGCUAAGAAUUUUUUAUUAGAUUCCGAUGGGACAUAAAUCUUCUCUCUAUCUCCAAUUUCAAGUUACACCUCUUAAGCAAUAGGCAUACUUUUAUGAUCUCCUGCUAUUUAUUUUGAAACUCUUGGCGGACCAGUUUUAGCGUAGCGAUUUCUAAAAUUGUGCUUUGGAAAAUCAAAGUGGAAACGCUGACGAGGAUCAUGCAUACAACACCGGAAUCGAUGAAUUACAAAAAAUGUUUUACAGACCGUAGCGAAUAUCACUUUUAUAAAAGAGAAACUCUUAUUGAAGCGAUAAAUUUUUAGUUAAAUUUUAUUCGGUCAGAUUACACUGUCUUUCCGAUCAUACAUGAUCGUUCUUUUUUACCCUUUUCGAAAAAUGUUUAGUCAUAUUUUUAAGUUUAUUUUGUUUGGCCGAAAUAUUAGUUAUUAUUGAUUUUACACUUUUCAUUAAUGUUUCAUAGAUUUUCGUUGACUUCUGAUUUUAUUAAGUUUAAUAGAUAUUUCAGAAUUAAUAUUUUCUUUUUGACUUUGUUGUUAUAUUUGGAUUGAAUUUGUUCGGAAUUGACUGCGUUUUUUAUGAUCGUUUUGUGUUUUUUAACCUUAAAAUCAUUAUUUUUUUAGCAUUUGUAAAAAAUGAAGUUAAUCGUGAUCAUUCGAGGUUAUUCGAGACUUUCUCGAAAUUUUCUCGAGGUAUUUUUUUUUUUAGAUACUUUUUUGGAAUUUUUCGGAAAUUUUAUAGUUUAACGGUAUAUUCGAGAAUUUCGCAGCAAUAUUUCUGAAUAUUUCGAGACUUUUUGUAUUUUAUUAGAGAUCUUUGAGAGUUAUACGAUUCCGAUCUAGCGGUAAACUUUAAGAUUUCCUUGUGAUUAUUCAGAUCUUUUUCGGUAUAAUUCGGUAUUUUUCAUGACUUAUCGUAUUUUAUUUGUUAUGUUAGGCGGGUAUUUUCAGGUUUAACGGCAUAUUUCCGUGAUUUGUCAGUAUUUUUAUGGAUAUACCGGCAUUUCUUGCCACUUUUCCUUACUCUUUAGCGUCCUUUGUGAAGUUUGCUGGAAUUUUGUAGUUCAACGGUAUAUUUGUGACAUUUAUUUGGGAUUUUUUCAAAAACAUUUCGGAGUCCUCGGAUAUUUUCCGCAUUUUAUAAGGGGCCUUUGGGUGUUUCUCAAGAAUUUCAAUGGUAUAUAUAUUUUAGAAAUUUUCUCGGUGUUUUAAGUUUUUUGAUAUUAGAGAUCUUUGGAAAUUUCAAUUGAAAGUUCAUGUUCAGCAAUAUAUUUUCGAGAUUUCCUCUUAGCGAUCUUUUGGGAUCUAAUUAGCAGUCUUAGGUGAUUAUACUGGAACUUUCCAGUUCAAUUAUGUAUUUUUAUUUUUAUUUUUGAGAUUUUUAAUAUUUGUUUCGGGAUCUAUCGGGAUUAUUGGUAUCUUUUCGUAUUUAAGUAAGAAUUUUCGAGCUUUUCUCGGGGUCAUUCGGUAUUUUUCAAGAUUUUUUCGGGAUAUUUCUUGUUUUUUUGUUACCGCUAGUAUUUAUUAGUUAUUUUUGGCGCAAACUUUCUGAUUCAACGUUAUACUUUAGAGAAUUUCAACCAUAUAUUUAAAUAUUAAAAACACUUACCUAAAAAAUUAAAAGAAAAAAUUAUAGAUUUUAUUUAAAUGCAAACAAAAAAAGUUCGCCGUACACCUGCGAGUCUAGAGUAUUUUUGCAAGUAAGUCAAUUACGAUUUUUUUUUUAUCCUUUUACAUUUUUCGGUGACACCUAUGUUCAUUCCGCAAUAAAAAAAAUUUAAAAUAGUUCUACUGGAAUAAUUAAAAUACUUCCUAAGCACAAGUUUAAUGUUUUUUGGAGAGCCUUAAUUUACUGCCAUUAGGGUGUUACGUUAGGGUGAUAAGAACUCCUCGGAAAUCGAUAUAUCAUACUUAAAAUCCGACUGUCAAUGCCGGAAACAUUACGAAAAAUGUAAAAAGGCGACCAUUAAGUUUGGCGAAAAAAAAGUUUAUUUUUUCGAAAUUAGGUUAGUUAGAAAUUGCCUUGAAAAACAACAAUACUCUUUUUAUACUCGGAGAUGUACGGCGAAAUUUUUUUCUGAUACGGGCUUAUGUACAUAUGUAGUUACAUAUAUUCGCUACGGUCUCUAAAAAAUCAACAUAGCGCUAAUAUUUUGCCGCUGGUAAAAUACUAUAGUAAAAACUCUUUUAUUUGUUUAAAAAAGAAACAUCCAAUAAUUUUGAAGUGUUUUUUUUCCGCCGUUCGGUUGAUAGCUGCUAAAAAAUAUUUCAAAAUUUCUAUGGAUGAAAAUUGUUGCCACUGAAUUAAAACAUCAUUAUUGAAGCCUUGUUAUGACGAAUUUUUUUUUGUAACGAUGCUUCAUAUUUUUCGAAAAAAAAUUAUUGUUUCUACACUCUUCUCAAAGUAUCUGGGUUUGCAGUUCCAAAUUGAAUGUUACUCAGCGAACUCCAAAUCAAAAUACUUUGCAAAUAAAUACUAUUUUCAUUAAUGUAAUUCGAAACACUAAUCACUUAUUAAAAUUGCUUUUCUCUGAAGUGAUCCUCUGCCGCUCAAUGAAAUUGUCGAUCACUUGAAAGUAAAGCAAUUUGGAAAUCAAAUCACCGUCAAAUGUUAACAUCAAAACUACAUAUUUAGUAUUUUCGUACAUUUACAUAAUAUGCAAAAUUUUUUAUAAAAGUUAACCAUCGAUCACAACGCAUCAGGUACCUUAUUGUAUUGUAGUUGUUUACAAGCUUUAUGAAAUGUGAAGGUUUUGAUAUUUAUCUACAAAUGUACCAAAGAUUAAAUAUUGUACGUAAAAAUAAAUUAGAUACGAAAAUAUAUUUUUGUAAGUUAGCAAUGUAUUUUUUAUACCUUUAACAGGAGCUAGUCAUUUCCAAAGAUGUUAAUUAAUAUGAAGAAUAUAUCUCGAGCGCUAACCGCCAAAAUAAAGAAAGCGAAAUU